This is a messenger RNA of Populus euphratica (Euphrates poplar), 1319 nucleotides long. Its product is annotated as PXMP2/4 family protein 4. Gene Ontology annotation, cellular component: cytoplasm; membrane. The transcript is spliced from 4 exons. Lineage: Eukaryota; Viridiplantae; Streptophyta; Magnoliopsida; Malpighiales; Salicaceae. The coding region runs from base 123 to 920 and encodes 265 amino acids. The record is from RefSeq and is a predicted model, not a curated record.
ACUAAUAGGCGAGUACUCUUUUAAGCCGCCUCUCGCUCUCUUCUCUAAAACCUCUAAUGAACACAAACCCCUAGUUCACAAAAACCAGAAAGACACCUGCCGAGUUUCUAGACGCCACCAAAAUGAGCGGCUCCUUAAUGAGAAACUCCACCAUCCCCCGCCUGCUACGCAUCCACACCAUCACAGACCCAGCAUUAGCGACAACAACAACAACAACAGUUCAUUCGAUUCUCAGACAACAAUAUCAGACAAGAAGAGCUUCCUUUGAUUUCUCAAAUUUUUUUAAGAGAUCAAGAGAAUGCAAUGAGUUCUCUCCUUCUUCUCUUUUGACCUCUUCUUUCUCUUCAAAGGCUGGAACCUCUGAGUUUUCCAAAUUUGGGUUUGUUGGCUGGUACCUCGGGAUGGUUAAGUCACGACCUGUUUUGACUAAAAGUGCCACUUCUUCUCUUAUUUACAUUGCUGCUGACUUGUCGUCUCAGACAAUGUCACUGCCAAGUUCAGAAGCUUAUGAUCUGGUGAGGAUAUUGCGCAUGGCUGGAUAUGGGUUCCUGAUAUUAGGACCAUCAUUGCAUUUUUGGUUCAACUUCGUGUCGAAGCUCUUUCCUAAACGAGAUCUAAUCACAACAUUUAAGAAAAUUAUCAUGGGUCAGACCAUCUAUGGACCUAUCAUGACUGUUGUUUUCUUCUCAUCGAAUGCAUGCUUACAGGGUGAGAACAGUGCCGAGAUUAUUGCCCGGUUGAAGCGAGAUUUAUUGCCUACAAUGAUAAACGGUGUUAUGUACUGGCCUGUAUGUGAUUUUGUCACGUUCAAAUUCAUUCCCGUCCAUUUACAGCCCCUGGUGAGCAACUCUUUUUCAUACCUAUGGACUGUCUACAUGACAUAUAUGGCAAGUCUAGAUAAAGCAGGCUCUUCCAGCUGAUGGACUCAAUACUUGCCUUCUCAUUUCACCAUCAUUAUGUCUUUCAACUACACAGCCCUGCACUGGAGGUUGCAUGCAUAAUCAUUGAAACGAAAUUGGGACAAUUGAGGAAAUCGUCAGUUAGAUCUCUGAUACAAUAGAGAAUAGCAAGUAGCAACCAUCAUGUUUGAUGGUCUUCUCAUGAUUGUUUUGAGAUAAUUUACCAGAAAUGUAAAGUAGAACUAAAGUGUUUUGUAAAGCAAUGGCGUAAUGUCAUUGGAAACAUCUCUUCGAAACAUUGCUCACUGGAAUUACAUUUAAUUUGUAUCAAACUCCAAUUUAAAAUGCUGACCAUGGAAAAAUGUUACCCAUUUUUGGGGAAAUUGGUAAUACAGAAGAAUGAGCAAGUAGGAUUUCAGA